AGACGCUGCCGAACAUUCCAAGUGACUGAUACGUGUUGUAUGGAGUGAGAUUCCCAUUUUUAAAUCGUGCUCCUACUAUAGACUUAUAAGUCGCCAGCUCUCCCCCUACAGUAAUAGAACCAACCAACUUGCCAACUGACCCUAGUCACUCAUUCAAGAGUCCUCAGCUUUCCCUGCUAAUAUUCGUUCCACAACUCUUUCAACAUGUUCCCAUCACACGAUAUCGUGCCUGCAGCUGCCCUCCACGCUCGGCAAGCGGGAGUGGUGAGUUUGCUCGGAAAUGGUACCUAUCUCGGAACUUCCACCAUUACUAUCUGUGCUCCUGGCGUAGCUGUCCCAACCCCAGCAAACUAUCUGCCGUACACGACUGUAUACACAACGGAAUAUAUUCAAGUCUGUCCGACCGAGACACCCUGUGCGAAGGGUACCAAGACAGAGACUUUCACUAUUACGCAGACAUGUUCCGGGGGCAAAGAGGAGUUCACUCCACCAGCAAUUCCACCCAAUUUCACCACUGUCGUCCAGGUCUGCGAUGCUUGUGCCGGAAAGCCCACUUUGACCGUCACAUGCCCGGUUGCUCAAGUCACCGGCCCUGCAGUCUGUAGUGGUCCAGGAUGUCCUGUAUCUCCGCCCGUCAAGUCGCCAUGCCCAGGUCCUGACUGCCCACCGACUCCUCCCCCGGGGUCACCAUGCCCGGGACCUGACUGUCCACUCCCUCCUCCCCCGGGCUCCCAAUGCCCAGGCCCGAACUGUCCACCUGCAAAUACGCCAUGUCCAGGCCCGAACUGUCCACCUGCAAAUGCGCCAUGUCCAGGCCCGAACUGUCCACCAACUCCGCCUUCUGUUUGCCCAGGCCCUUCUUGUCCCUCUACUCAGUCGAACAGCACUACACCCCCGUACAUCUCCGCCAACUCAGGCUCCAAUGGACACAUUCACAUCGUUGCCAUCCUGCUUGGGGCUUCCGUCGGACUUGCCGCUUUCUAUUUGUAGGGGUUUCCAGCACCUGGUAUACGGGGUGUCACGCAACGUUUGGAUUGGAAUUAGACGUCUUGUAUUUCGCCCAGCUAUUUUCAUCGUACAGACCUGUUAUUAGGGGAGGGGUUUUGAACGGACUACACUUUUUUUUCUACGGAGACCAACUUGAUAUUUACCCAAAUUAGGCUAUUCAUUAAGCUUGUAGCUCUAUAUUAUAUAACCUCAUAUCUUUGUCGCAGCUGUUUUAUCAUUAAACCCCUCGGCUUCUACCUGGAAAUUGCC
Molecule: messenger RNA, 1257 nt
Organism: Cadophora gregata
Lineage: Eukaryota; Fungi; Ascomycota; Leotiomycetes; Helotiales; Ploettnerulaceae
Exons: 2
Coding region: 205-990 (261 amino acids)
Source: RefSeq, a predicted model, not a curated record